Cuscuta campestris is the source of this 1403-nucleotide messenger RNA. The record is from the annotation of a GenBank genome assembly. Lineage: Eukaryota; Viridiplantae; Streptophyta; Magnoliopsida; Solanales; Convolvulaceae.
ACUCAUUCCAAUCAUCUCUUCUCCAUAUAUUCAUCAUAAUUCAUCAUUCUUGCUAUUGUUCUUCAACUCUUAGCCAAAUUUUCUACAAUUUUUCUCUACUCCCUCUCUACUUUGUUGAAAUGGCAGGAGGUCAAAGAAAAAGAUCCCGCACCGGCAAGAACGUGGCUUCUUCCUCGGCUCCUCCACCACCUGCGCACAAGUAUCUCGACGGGUCGUUCCUUUGGUUCAACGACCGCGAAGAGGCUGCGAGGUUCUCGGAGAAGUUUGAGCACCGGGAAAUUCUCCCUCCCCGGUUCUCCACCGCCCGCUUCAUUCAUGAUUCCAUUCCACGUGAGGCACGGGUUAUCCUCGAACGUGGAAACUUCCUCGACCUCCUCUACAUCAAGAAGGCUCAUUAUCACCCUUUUCUUGUUCGAGCUUUCUUUUCGAACUUGAAAAAGGAUGAGGACGGAGCGUUGAUUUCUAACGUCAACGGGGUGGACAUCUAUUUGAAUGAGGAAAACAUUCAAAUCCUCACCGGGCUUCGUCGGGACGGACAGGAUCUCGGGCUCUACGUCGGAGAAGAAGGAGCGCGGUUCAACGAGACCGCCCUCUUGGAGGAAAAGUUCAAUCACACCACUCUCUCCCAAGAGGACACGAAGACAAUUCAUGCGAUGAUUCACAACGCCAAUAUCAAUUGGUGUAAAUUUGUGAUGACCCACAUGUUCAACGCCACCUCCGACAACCGGCCGCUCCCCUAUGCUCUCAUUGUCAUGGCGAUCCUUGAUGAGUUCCACAUCAAGACGGACGUCGGGCCAAAAUGCAAAGGAAUGAAGCAUUGGGAGAUUGACGAGUCUUCCUUCCACCCGGGAACCGAUGAAGCUACGUUCCCGCAGCCUCAUCCUCGCCGCCAACUGAGAGCCACUGCCUCGACUGCCGCCGCUUCGGCCAAUCCUUCUCUCGCCGAGCAAAUGGCGGCUUUGACCACCACCCUUUCUCGGAUAGACACCAACGUCUCCAAAACGGCACAUAACGUCAAUAUUCUGAGCCGUGAGCUUCACGGGUAUUUUGACUUUGUCAACUACCCUUACGCUCAAAUGGUCCCUUAUGUUCCUCCGCCAAACCUAGGUGGUGAACCAAGUGGGACUAACGACGUUGGAAGAGAAGAAGCGGUGAACGUUGAAGAAGAAGAAGAAGAGGAAGACGAAGAAGCUGAAGAAGAAGAAGAAGAUGAUGAUGAUGAUGAUGGCAGUGGUGAUGAAGAGGAAGACGAAGACAUUGACGAAGAACAGCUUCUCAAUGAUCUUUCACCGGACUUCUAGAGCUCUAGCUCUAUUCCCUUCUCUUCUUUAUUCUUUUUAAAUUUGCUUCCGUUAUGUACUCCGCUAUUUCCCGUAAUUAAUUAAUAAAAAUCUUUAUGGUUU